Molecule: messenger RNA, 20294 nt
Organism: Monomorium pharaonis (pharaoh ant)
Lineage: Eukaryota; Metazoa; Arthropoda; Insecta; Hymenoptera; Formicidae
Gene: heph
Product: polypyrimidine tract-binding protein 1
Exons: 16
Coding region: 1181-3001 (606 amino acids)
Biological process (GO): regulation of RNA splicing; mRNA processing
Cellular component (GO): nucleus
Molecular function (GO): mRNA binding
Source: RefSeq, a predicted model, not a curated record
GCCCUACACACCGGAGUGUAAUUCGGAGAAUCCCCUUCUCUACGCUUUUUUCUCCGACGGCAGCGACGAUGACGAUGACGACGACGGCGAUGAUGCGUACGCGUUUCGUCUUUGUUGUCGAUGCGAGGCGCUUCGCACCUCCUUUACCUUGUUUUCCUUCCCGGCCGUCUCGCUUCCUCACCGCGUUGUUUAUCCCUCCCUCUCGCUCUCCGUCAGUCUCUCGCGUUUACUUCGGUGUUUACCCCCGGCAAAACGGACGAUCGGUUUAGUUGCAUGGCAUGAACGGCGUACAACGCGACGCGGAUCGUACAGUCAUUCUCGGUAGAGAGAGAGAGAGAGAGAGCGAGCGAGAGAAAGAAAGAGAGACCCGACCCUCGUGUGGGAGAGUGCCAGAGCGAGAGGGGCAGACGGUUGGAGAGAGACGGCGGCCGCACGUAGCUCGUAGGGAAAGGCGGUGAGAGGAAGGAGAGCAGUAGCUAGCCGGUGGUGCGUCGUCGUCGUGCGCUUCCUAACCUCUAAAACGGGCUCCUCGCCGACAGCCGAGAAAAGAGAGAGAGACGCGUGAAACGACCGACGCUGUGCUCCAUCUCGACGGGCGCGCGCGUGCGUGUGUGUUUGUGCGUGUAUCCGUUGCCGUUGCCGUCGUCGUCGUCGUCGUCGUCACAGUCGGUUUCCCGGUUUGACGUUUGACUUCGAUUCGUAAACGAGCGUGAAUCCGCCGUAGUCGCCGCCACCGCCGCGCCGUCUCGUCGUGACUCCACAGCAGUGCGUGUCUCUCGCGUGUGCGCGUCCGAAUAACCGCGAGGCGGAAAAAUUUCUGACACAGGCGGAAGAUUUGCGGAGGAGCCUUCCUUCCUCCCUCCCUCCCUCCCUCUCUCUCUCUGUAUUUCUCUCGGAAUUUUACUUUGUACGUUACUCGUGAGUGAGACGUUCGACGGAGGAGUCGAGGGCAGAAGCCACGCCGAGAGAGAGAGAGAGAGAGAAUCGCACGGAUAUACUCCGGAAUUCGCCUGGACAUUCCUUCCAUCGUUGCCGUAACCGCUGGUCGUCGCCACCACCACCGUCGCCGCCGCCGCCACCGCCCGGGAACCUACCGUGGACACGGUAGGUCUAAUAAAGCAAUACACUUGAUCUGUGUUCGAUACACCGACGGAAAAUACGUGUGAAGAAUUUAGACAGUAUGAUGAUGACAAACCUACCCCCUGUUAUGCUGCCACCUAUUACGGACUACGGGAUGUUGACGGGACCUACUCUUGGAAUAAAGGUGAGUGUCCAGGAAUUCCAGUACGCACGCGGGACGGGCGCGUCCCUGACGAUGAGGGGUAGCGACGAGCUUCUAUCGCAAAGCGGGGCAGUCAGCAAUGGUGCUUCAAUGAGUCCGCAACCUCAUCACGCGGCCGACAACAACAAUGACGCCAAGAAGGUUAAGCUCGACAAGAGUCACAGCGGCAAACCUUCCAGGGUCAUUCAUAUCAGGAACAUACCCAACGAGGUGACAGAAGCGGAGAUCAUUCAUCUGGGUCUGCCGUUCGGCCGUGUCACCAAUGUACUUGUUCUCAAGGGCAAGAAUCAGGCGUUUCUCGAAAUGGCGGACGAGAAUGCUGCGGCGACCAUGGUGACCUACUACGCUUCCGGCGUGGCCCAACUCAGAGGCAGAGCGGUCUACGUGCAGUUCAGCAAUCAUCGUGAACUCAAGACGGAUCAAACGCACUCCAACAACGCGGUCAGUAGCCCAACAAAUGAUGUCGCCAACACCUCUGAGAAUUCGAACAACCAGGUCGCGAUCGCCGGGCAAAAUCAGGUAUCCGGUGCCAGCGAGACCCAGGGCGGACCUAACACCGUACUGCGAGUGAUCGUCGAGCACCUACUCUACCCGAUCACACUCGACAUACUCUAUCAGAUUUUCACGCGCUUCGGCAAGGUCCUGAAGAUCGUCACCUUCACAAAGAACAGCUGCUUCCAGGCUCUAAUACAGUACGCGGACGUGCUGUCGGCGCAGACCGCUAAAUUCUCGCUCGACGGACAGAAUGUCUACAACUCCUGCUGCACCCUGCGCAUCGACUACAGCAAGAUGCAAAACCUGAACGUUAAGUACAAUAACGACAAAUCCCGGGAUUACACCAAUCCGAAUCUUCCGACCGGCGAUACCAAUCUGGAUGCCGCAUCGCUCGCCCUCGGCGGCGAAUUGCUGCUUAUGGGUGCCGGUUCCCAACCGCGUGCCAGAAUACCCGUAGAGUCCAUUGCAGGGGCACCGGGUGUGCUGCCCACGCCCUUUGCCAUGCACGGCCUCGCCUCGCCCUUGGCCGGUCCCUACAAUGGCGUGCCGCCGGCCGGCGGACUCGCUGGCCUCGGUGGAUUCCCUCUCGGAGCGGCUGGUCUAGGAGUCCGGGUUCAGGGAAGCGCACAGGCAUCCGCUGUGCUGCUCGUCAGCAAUCUGAACGAGGAGAUGGUCACGCCUGACGCUCUCUUUACCCUGUUUGGCGUUUACGGGGAUGUACAGCGUGUGAAGAUCCUCUACAACAAGAAAGACUCGGCACUAAUACAAAUGGCCGAACCUCAUCAAGCGCUUUUAGCGCUCACCCACAUGGACAAGUUAAGAGUGUUUGGGAAGCAAAUCAAAGUAAUGCUUAGCAAGCACCAAACGGUCCAAUUGCCGAAAGAAGGUCAGCCAGAUGCGGGCCUUACGAAAGAUUAUACCAACAGCACCCUUCACCGAUUCAAGAAACCCGGCUCAAAGAAUUAUCAGAACAUCUAUCCGCCGAGCGCGACUCUGCAUUUAUCAAACAUUCCGGCUACGGUAGCGGAGGAAGAGAUUAAGGAUGCUUUCACCAAGAACGGCUUCACCGUGAAAGCCUUCAAGUUCUUCCCGAAGGACAGGAAGAUGGCUCUCAUACAGAUGCCUAACAUGGACGAUGCCGUGGCUGCGCUGAUCAAAAUGCAUAACUACCAGCUUAGCGAGUCUAACCACCUCAGAGUGUCGUUCUCCAAAAGCAACAUCUAACAAGAAUCGCCACCGCACGAGCAGCAAUGGUACCAGCCGUACGCCCUAGUCCCCCUUUGGUCACCUGCUUCGGUCUAUGACUGAACUGGUCCCACAGUUGGAUCCGCUCAGAUGCUCGUCCGUUCCUGCGAGAGUCGCUACGCUGAUAUAGACCGACUGCAUCGCACGCGUGACCUAUGCAGGACUGCGUCGCGCACUCGGGCUUUGAUACAGCAGCACAAGCGGACUGGAGCUUUUUCGAGCGAGCUUAGGAUGCUUUCGAGGCCUUGCCCUUGUUGUUGGGACGUCUAUACGGCAUUGCACCUAUACCUGCAUCCAGUUAAUUCUUGACUUGAGGGUUGCUAGGGUGUUUCGAGAUGUACCAGGGCUGCAAGCGCUCAAGUUAAACUGUGAAGAAGCAAAUUCGCGACGGCCUUCUCGAAGGUAGUUUCCGGUGCUGGCUUUCAAGCUUAUUAAUGCUACACAUUUAAAUUUUAAAUACAUGUGAGGAAUUUAGAAACAGAUGAUUAUUGGGUGGAAAGAGAGAGAGAGAGAGAAAGAGAAUAAUGCGACACAAUCGAUCAUUCUUAUGAAAGCCAGGACCGUCGCAAUAAGAGAGAAACACAAAGAGAGAAAGUGAGAAAGAGGGAGAGUUAAGCAAUGAGCGAGAGAUAAGAAGCAAUGAAAUGAAAAGCCUAGCAGCCAGGUAUACAUAGAGAAAGCACGCUUAAGGGGACAAAGUGGAUAGAUUAGGAUUAGACGGGAGCGAGGAAGCAGUACAGUGUGUGGCGAAUAGUCCUCGACUCUUGUACAGAGUUAAUGCUAGGGAAGAUAAGAUAUAUUAUUAUACAUGUAAAAUUCAUGAUCGACGCGGCCCGAACCGCUGGCAGUGAUUACGGUUAAGGUUUUUUCAAAGUUACGUGGACACAAGGGCGACCAUCUCGCGAUAAGCGCGCGCGACGGCGUCCGUAUAUCACAGUUCGGUAGGUAGGUCUCCGUCGUCGACGUGUUCGUUCGACGAGCGGCCUUGAGGAGAGAAGAGAGAGCUAAGUGGAGAUCAAUGGACCGCGCAUAUCGUCGUACGUUCACGCACGACGCGGUGGUCGACCACAGCCGUGAAUCAGCAGCGUUUCCCACGAGACAAUCUUUAUUCUUCUGACGACCAAACACACACGCGCGACCGAGCGUACUUCUUCAUGGCUUCCGUUCCGUUCCGAGAGUGAGACAAUACGAUCGACGAGGCCGACCGAUCGAGUACGAUGGGAACGGCGUGUUUUAAUCAACCGGGUAUCUAAGUAAAAAAAAACGGCCAAUGUCACGGGACCUUUUGCAUGCUUUCGAGGUACUACUAUUUCGCCGACGAACCGAUCGCUUUCGUUGAUUUUACGUCGCGGGAUUGGUAGCGGCCGAAAUCGGAGAGUAGAGUUGAUGAAAACGGUGAAUCGGCCUUCAAAAUUCUUCCCGUAUCCGUAUUACCUAUCGCGACUGGUUGAUCCGUUCGUAAGGCGGAAGCGAAGCAAUUAUCAAAGUCGUUGCGUGCUGAGAGCUAUUCUAAUUGGGGUACGCCACUCCAAACGUAUCCGGUGCCGCUCGACCUACGUUUAUGCUUCUUCGUGGAGCGGGUCUCUCGCUCCCGAAGGUACCUGCAGUAUUCUCGACUAUUCGGCGAGGUCGCUUCUUCUUAGAUGAGGGUCGAGCAGUGCCUGAACGCUCCGAUGGCCGAGGCGAGUCCUCCGCUUUGAGGCCCACGCGACGCGUUUGCGCGCGUCAUCGUACGGUCGUCGCAGAUGGCAUUUUUAUAAUUUGUACGUUCAGUUUGGAGAUAAGUAUUAUAUCGCACCCGCACACACACACACACACACAAACACAUACACACACACAUACAUAUACACGCAUCCGUAUCUUUACGAGACCGUAAUUAUACAGUUAUACGUACACACGGACACACAAGCAUAUACACAAUCACGCACACGCCGCGCGCGAAGAUAAAUGUUCGACCGCCCUCUGAUUUAUACAUACACAUAACACAUAGACAAAUACACACGUACAGACGCAUAUAUACAACUGAAUGCGCGCAGAUUUCUUAGUUAGAAUAGAUGCUUAGGCAUGUGUUAGGAUCUUAAUCGUAUAGUAAGCGACUAGAUAAGUAAUUGACUAGGAGAGGAAGGAGUGAAACGUUGAACAUAUCGCUAAUUAAAAGUUUGCAACGUACGGGGCGCGCGCGGAAAGUUUGUAUCUAUUGUGACCGAUCGGUGGGUGACACUUCGGAACAUCUUGAGGAUAAUUUGCGUCGAUGGAUGAUGAUAUCUAUCAGAACAGAGGAGAGAUAUAUCUUGUCUCUCCGUGCUAACAAUAGUUCCAUCGUUUGAUGAGUCUCGAGCUUCCCCAUCGAGAGUUCCUGAUAUCAAAGCAUUCCUUCAGUAGUUGGCAGUUUCCCCGUAAAUAUAAGCGAGUAUUAAAUAUGUGCGGAUUAGUGUUCGAGAAAAUUAAUCAUUGUGCGAUUAGAACUUAUUUGCAACGUUUGGUUCUUGUUGGACAAAGCGUUGUAGAUACAUGAAUACAAGAACAAAGUGCAACAAGAAGCAUAUUCACGGGGGUUUAGUAGAAGCGUGCAAGAUGUACAGAUCGAUCGGGGCAGUUUUCGAGGUAUCCGAUGUGUCCUCGCCGAGAAGCACGAGAUGAAGUUUUGAUUGGACGCCGCGACAUUAAGGAUAAUCGAUCUCGUUUCUCAGGAAUGAGAGAAUCCUUAAAUCCUUGAACGACAAACCAUGCCGCGCGCGCGCCGGCGUAGCCCACGGGUUUCUGUCUAAUCGACGUUCUGUUGGAGUCAAUUAAAUUUUACUGAUAUAACAUAACUGAUCGUAGAAAGAAGUAGGAGGAAGAAUAGGCGCAUGUUGGAAAGAAACUGUUUUGCGAAGGCGUAAUUGAGAGCGAACGAGAGGGAGAGAGAGAAAGGGAGAGAGUAAUUGUGCGAGUGCGAGAGAAAGAAAGUGAAGGCAGAGCGAAAGGAUUGUAUUUGCGGGAAUGUAGGAUUGCACGGCUUCGACAGAUAAACUGUGGUGCAAAGGGGAAUGAAGGACGGGAUAGGAAGAGAAGUUUCUCCAAAUCGUGGAACCGCGCAGAGCGAUCGCAUAAGAGGAAGUGACGAAACUGUGAAAACAAAAAAAAACAAAGCGAAUGCCGGCUCGGGCAUGGUGUGCUGUUUGUGCCAAAGUAGGCUAGCCGUUAAAACUCUAUAGAACGGGAUCUCUUCUGAUGAACAGUACGAAUGGGAUAUUCCUGUUCGAUCGAGCGCGGAUGUCGAUUCCCGGAGGGUUCCCCUCUUCGCAUUGACCGUAACGUUUCGUGGGAUCCCUCCCUGAUCGGCCAUCUUGAACCUCGAUCGAGUACCGACCAAUCAGCUAGUUGUUAGAGACGUAGCGAGUAGCCGGCAUGAGCGAAGGGGCCAGUCUUUGCAUCUAUGAUCUGUGUCUUUCGGACCUCUGAUAACUACGUUAUUUACUUCGACUGCAUUUAUAUAUUCUUAACCGGACACACGUUUUGAACAUUUGGACUGCAACAUCUGUUACACGAGAAACAUUCACAAAACCUACACACACACACAUACACACACACACACACACACACACACACACACACAUAUAUAUAUAUAUAUAGACAGCAGACACAUACCCUUUAAAUAAUGACACAAAAGUACACCUCCGCAACGCCCAUGGAUGUACAUAUAGAUUCUAGCGCAUGAUACCAGCUUUUAUUUGGCCGAUUAAAAGGUUUCUUCUCGAUUUCAGUGGCUCGUUUAGUUCGCCUGUGUAUCGAUCUUGGAAUUAGACACGCUUCUCUUACAUCCUGGUUUUCGUUUGUCUUAUUCGAAUUGUUUUUCGGUACGGUACCUUUAAAGCGUCUUGUACGGCCCGCGCACUUACGUUUACACGUUCGUAUCUUCGAUUCUUAUCGCAUAUCGCGGAACAUAGUGUGAGAGUGCCACAAGGUGGGGGAGAAAAAAGAGGGAGAGAGACUGUGCGGGAGCUUCCGUACAAUUCUUACUUCCGGCACGAAAUAUCGUCUAAGCGUACCUGAACAGCUCGUACAGGGAGUGUUACUCGAUUUCCCGAGCUAUAUAUAAAUAUAUAUAUUUCGAUUUAUACAUAAGUAUAUAUACACUUACACCUACACACACACACACACACACACACACACAUAUGUGUAUCUUUCGCGAAUUGCAACGUCGAGCACCCACCACUCACCCGCGAGGUUGCUAAUUACAUUUUGUCAUUUGCCGGCUGUUUCUUAGCACAUUCCUGUCGACGCGCACGGCACGCGUCCGCACAUACCUAUCCAUACGGAACACAUAACACAUACGUGAUGAAGUGCACCCAGCAUUUCGUUCCUUUCUUUAUUUUCUCUCUCUCUCUUUCUCUCUCUCUUUCUCUUUCUCUCUCUCCCUCUCUCUCUCUCUCUCUCUCGUUUUUGAAAUCUCAUAUUGUAGUAAACUCAAUGUAAACCCGAAUGUUCUUUUUUUUCUUUAUCUUUUGCUAUUUACACCAUGACGCUAAUGGUGACAAUCAUCUCUUCUGCUCGCUGGAGAAGAAAUUCAACGCGAGGCUCCUUCCGAGCGUCACACCGUCAAAAUAUAACUCUUUUCGCGAACGGCGCGAGCCGUUCUCUUUCCAUGAUAGACUAUUAUCAGAUUUAUAGAAACGUUAUACCGGAAACGGGGCAGCUAUAUGCGGAGCUAUAGAUAUCUACAGGGUGCCCGACGUUUUAAAUCGCGAUUGUUUAUUCGGUUCAUUCUGUCGUCAUACAACACACAGUUUAGAUCGGCCUUCCUCCUUUCCGCUCGGACGGUUCUUGCGCGAUAGGCAAAAAACGAAAAGAAGAAAAAAUGAAUAAAGAUGAGGAGGCACCCUGUAGACGGAUAGAUUGACUAUAUCACUAGCUGGGUUGAGGGGGGCCGAGGUGAGGGUUGGAGUAGCCAGCACUCGCUACAUGGUGUCGUAGAUUAUUCAGACUCCGAAAUUUUCCCAGACUCGCGCGAGGGGUUCGGCCGGUGGUUCAACGAGGAUUCACUUUCAUACUACUCUUGCCAUUAACGUAGACAUUACGCUUUCAUGCGGAUAAUAAUCAAAGAAGCAGAGAUUUUUCCAUCGAGUGAAAAUAGAGCGAGCGUUGACGGUUUCACUAUCCUGACGUGAGUGCACACGCGUGCGUGUCUAUUUCUUGUCGGGAGCAAGAGAUCUUGCGUAUCGUGCUCGGUUCAUUGACCCCGGUCGAGGGAGAGUCGCGAGGCACAAAGAGGAGAUUGGCGACGUCGGUGAGACGUCGCAUACGGACCAAGGAAAUUCGGGGUCUGGUAGAGAGCCACGUUAGUAGACGAAGCUUAGCCUACACACAGAGGGUAUACACUGAACUGUACAUGUACUCGAGCAUACAAAAGCAGAGACACUACACACUUCAGACGCGAGUCGCGCACUAACAGACGGACACUGACAUACAUACAUUCACACGGACUUGUAUCUAUUAUAUAUUUGAUAUAUCGCAUGUAACAGGUGUGUCCAAAAUGCGCAACGGCUGCAUCCCGAUAAUCUAUAUUUUAUUAAUAAGGGAUAAGUCUAUAUAUAUAUAUAUAUAUAUAUAUAUAUACAUAUACAUAUAUAUAAAUAUAGGAUUACUAACGUGUUACGGAUUAUCACAUAAAUUAGAGAAAAGAUUAAUCUAUAUAUAAAUUAUAUAUAUAAAUAUAUAUUAUAUAAUUCGCGGCGGAAUUCAAGAACAUAGAAAACGGCAAGGACGGAGGAGAACACGUGAAUACACGCACAUACAUACACACGUACAUACGAUAUGCAACGUUAACGUGAUCGGAUAAGAGGCGCGAGGCGUAUAAAAAAUAUGUGUAUAUGAGGAACUUCAAAUGACUAUAUCUGUGCUAUCUUAGAUAUAUCGUUGAGGGAAUUAUCGGAAUAUGGUCUGCGCUUGCCUAACCGGGGCCUUAAGCGUCGUUCAUACCGAGAAAGGGACAGAUCUAAAAAGACACGCACGCCGUCGGCGCCUCGGGCCGGCGGUGAUCUCCAUUUUCUUGCGUCAAAUUUUUUUCCCGUGUGUUAGAGUUAGGACGCAAUUGCGAAUUAUCGACAGUCUGUUGCGACUCGCGAGUGACUCCUUUUAGCAUUGAGAGAUUCGAAUGUUACACGGUAACGGGCGGCCAGCAGCAAGAGACUACCUUGACAUACAACACGAUACAGAACACGUACAUUCUCUCACGCAUGCACACACAAAGAGACAUAGCUCGAAAAAAAUUAAAAUAAGUAAAAAUUAGUUUACCGCGAGAGGGGAGAAGCAUUUAAAAGACACACAGGGUCUCCAAAGUGCGGACGGUCUUCGGGAUAAAGCGUCGACGAAGCAGAUCGUAAUCGACGGGCAUUUUACACGGAGGAUCGAGGUGACGAUCGGUUUUAGCGCCAGUAUGCUGUAACGUGUAAUUUAACACAAUCCAUAAAGCCUUCGCGUGCCAAAGGAAGAAAUUUGUAAAGAUUAUAUUUUACUUUUGUCUCGAAACACACCACCUUCUUUGCUUCAUCUUCUUUGCUUAAACGUUAAACAUUCGAUUCGAUUCCUUCAGAGCGUUUGCGCUUACCACGUCGAUUGUUAUCCCGAUCCUUCGGACGCGCGGAUGAGCGAAGAGAAUCCAUACACGAAGUUUUCGCCUGCGCGCAUGUAAUGUCUUGACGUACACAGAUCGUUGAAACACGCGGACUAUUCGUUUGAUGUGCCUGUUGACUGAGUGAUUCCGCAAUUUUCUUGCCUGCUUUUACACGAGGGUUUCACGCCAGAUUAGAUCUCGAGGAUGAGGGCGUGACGGAGAGAUGAGACGGUGGGACCUCGGACGAACGAUCAAUCUAACUUGUCAAUCAUUUGCAACCGUUGUUUGCGCGGAAGAAAGCAUAGUUCGACCACGAUCCUUGCGUCUCGAGCUCUCGAGUGGAUUUCCUUUAAGGGGGAAUAGCGAAGAGAGAGAGGCUUCGAUGAUGGAGCCGCUAUUUCGAGUAGUAUCGAGACUAUCGCUAUCGCUAUUGCCAUGCCGAUAUAACCGGGUAUACCGUAAGAGAAGAGGACGAACGUAGAGAUAAACAAUACUAUUCGACGGAGCCUAAUUUUCGAAAUGAUAAAGAGAGAGAAGUAGCGAGACGGAGAGAUCGUUUAGAACCUCUCGUGACGAAACGACACCUUCGUAUAGUUGGAAAUGUAGGGUAUCCGUUUGUUUCCUCUCGAUUAGUGCGCGUACAAAGGACAGCUGAAGAAAAAAAAAACCACUGUACGUUUUAAGUCAGCGAGAGUUGUAGAAAUUAACUAAACAGUAGUCGUUAAGAAGCGUUGCUUAAGAGGGAAGAGAGGAGGAGGGAGAAAGGCGCGAUCUCCUGUAACGAGGAGUGUUUAGCGAAGUAAAAAAAAAAAAAGAAUCGUUAAGUGUAGCGUCUUAGAGUCGUGUAGUAGCUCCUUUCUAAUUAAGCCUCCAGACUUAAGUAAUGUGUAUAGUUAAAUGACAAUCACUCGACUCUCUGUAUCGACAAUUGACGAAGGGAAUCUCGGAAAAGCCGUGAUAAGCUGCCUACGCACCGAACCCCCUUUCUUCGUGUUUCCUUCUUUUUCUCGGUCCCCCAUUCUUAUCCCCCUAUUCCUGUAACAAGGCUUUCCCAUGCUCCGAUCGUGGACUUUCUUUCUUCGAGAGACUUUCACCGAGCUGGCAGACAACUCUGCGCGAACUCGCGAGCAACACAGAAUUGUAAAUAAAUUUAAAAAAAGGUACACUGAAAAAAAACUUGGUUAUGAUAAUCCCACAUUGGUUAAAAUUAUCCAAAUCUUAGUGAAAUAGUUUAGUUUCAACUAAACGUAAGAUAAUUAUAGCAAAAAAUGUAAUUAUAACAAAAUGUUUAUUAUUGUUAUCAAACGUUUUGUUAAUAUCAUAAUUUUGUUAUUACUAUAUUUGUUUAUAACAACCAAAUAUUUUAACAAUAUCAUUAUUAACUGUAUUACACAGGUUUACCAAGGAUUUUUUUCAGUGUCUAAACGUAAAAAGAUUCAUUGAUUCAUCUCUGGCUCGCAUCGUUAUCGCGACUUAUUCAUUCGAAAGUGACUAGAUUUGUAACUAGAUCAAUGUUUCUCUCGCAAGACAAUUAUAAUUGUUGGAAGGACAGUUUUAUGUCUUCGAAAUAUUUCGAAAAUAUGUCCUUAACGGAUUGCCUUUUAAUUAUAUUUUAGCUACACUGUUGAGUCUCUUAUUAGUUGCAUUAAUGAGAAAUCUCAUAAAAACUGUUCGAUAUACGGAUGAAUAUUUAAAAAGAAAGGAAUAUUUUGUUCGAUAAAUUUAUAGAGCUUAGAAUAACAUCUUCGAUGUUUCUCAUCCUUUUCAACGUUCGGGAAAAUUUCGUGAAAAAAUCUCAGGUUGUACAUAUACUGAACUUCUUCUACAUCGCCUCCAAGCCUUUCCGAGCAAUUCUUGCCAGCUAUUUUUCGCCUGUUCGCAAAAACUUCCAAGCCUAUCGUGACAAGCCUAUCGUCAGCUCCGCCUUUUAGCUCUCGAAACUUUCCAAAUUCCGUGCCCAGGAAGAUCCUUGGUUUUCUGUAUACCUUUCUUCUUUCCCUCGUCUCACAGUUGCCGUUCGCCGAUCCGAUCGACAGCUGAUGACAGUCCCGCGUGUUGCUCUCAUUAAAAGACAAACAAAAGAUCUUUCCUUUCUUGAAAAAUAUGUCUAUUCUUCUCUGCUAUCGCGGAAACAACAUUCGCGACAUGCGAGCACGAUUGAUAAAAUCUGGAAUCGUGCAAAAUUGCGUCAUCAGAGGCUCGAUCGUCGGCGAGAUGCGCUCUAAAAACUUUGGUAAACCUUAAAGAGAUAUAUAUGUGAGAGAGAAAACCAAUCAUGGGCCAGGAAUUGCGUUGCAAGUCACAAUCAGCUCGUCUCCGGCAAAGCAGACAAUUUUCUUUCGACGAGAACCAUUGUCAGAGCGGGCGUUUUAACGGUUAAGCUCUUUCUUAGUAAGUUCGAUUAUAUAGGGAUUAGUCUAUUGGUAGGAAAGCGGAGAUCGCGAGUGAUAUGUUUUUUUUUUUUUCUUUUUCGUUCGUUGCGCCCUGCACCGCGGUGCGAAUCGCGAUGAAAGCGCACGGCAGAAGAAAGGACGAAAGUAAGAGAAACAAAAAAAAAAUUCAAGGAACAGUUGUAAACGUGGAGAAAAGAGAAGUAAAAGGGAGGAGAGACUUUCGGAUCGUCGGAACGAUCGGCGAGAUGAUCUUGUUGGCCAGCAUUUACGCGAGACGCGGGCAACGCAUCCACACGUUCGCAUUUAUCACACACACAAACACACACACACACACACAACAUGCAUGGCAUAUACAUAUAAAUAUAUAUAUAAAUAUAUCAUUAAACACGAGAAUGUAUACUUUUUGACACGCGUGAAACACAUACGAUUGACGAUCUUCCACGUGCCUUUUUUUUGGCGCGACACGCUCACACGGAAACCAAACACAAAUGUACAGUGUACGCCGACGCGAUAUUAACAUUAUAUCGCCCACGACCUUUUUAUAGCUCGACUCUUGGACCUCAGCCCCCCCUUUUACGAAAGUAUUUUUCUCGAUUUUUCUCCGUCUCGACAGAUCUGGAGGCGCUUUUACCGUUCGGCUCUCUCCCCGAGAGAGAUCGAUCGUCAUUGGCGCGUCGUUUUAUUCCAUUGGCUGUAUAUAUUUCAAGUAUUUGUAUUGAAAAUUUUCUUCUAUUUUCUUACCUUAAUUUCAUCCUUUAACGUAUCCGCUUGCGAAUGAGAGAUCCGUUUUUCUUUCGAAUUCUUUGUAAUUUCUUGGCGCGAUUCGCAAAUCGCGCGCAUAAUUUGUUUCAUUAGCGAAACACGGUGCAUUAGACGAACGUAACUUUUAUGUAAAUUAGAGAUAACGUUUCACGAAUCUCACGCGCGAAGAAAAAAAAAUAGUUCCUUUACGUUUUAUGCAUAUGCCCGUUCGUGAAAUUACCUCAGGAAAUAUUUAAGGAAAUGUGUACAUAUCACACACAUAAGUGCGAGAAGUUCGAUUGCAUGAUAUCUUCCAGGUCUGUCCGCGUUUUAGCGUCUUACGAGUAUUCCCGUUCCACCACUUUGACAUUAUCGGUAUUAUCAUCGUUCACUACUUCUUCCCGCUGAAGCUAUCGUAUUUUUUUUUGCGUUUUACCCUUGCGCUUCUUACCUUUUACUUUUAAUUAAUCUUAUUUUUAUACUUUUUAAUUGUCGCCGGUUGCUAUUACCGCCAUUGCGAUCCUUACUAUUAUUAGCGCUAAUUAAUAUUAAUUAUCUACUCUUAUUAUAAUUAUCUUAUUCUUAUGUUUAAUAAAUUCUCCUUCUUUUUUUUUAUCUUAGCAUUAACGACGCGCUUGAUUUACGUGCCGAGAGAGAGAGAGAAAGAGAGAGACCGCUCUUCUCGCUAAAAAAAAAAACGCACUUGGGCUGCGUUUGGAAUGCGCACUAUCAGCGCUGUUGCGUUAUUCUAUUUUUAUCGGUCGUUAGACAAGGAUAAAAUAACACAAUAGCGCUAAUAGCGUGCUCGACGAAUGCAGUCUUAGUUCUGAAUACACUCCUAUCGUCUUAAUUUUAGUUUUUUUUCUCCGAACUAUCGCUCUUUGAUAAUAAAUACUGCUAUUCACUGUUGUACUCUUACUGUCACUAUUUACUCUUUCAUCAUUACUACUAUUCUACUCUAUUACUCUACUACUAUUGCUAUUCUCAUCAUUAUUCGUCUUUUUACUCACAUCACUGUCACUCUUACUCUUCCACUUCAACUUUUCUCCUUCUGUCAGAAAUUCAUAACAAUUCGCAUUGCUGCCGUUAAUUGUGACGACUGUGGUACUUGCAUUGUUUAAGAAAAAAAGGGGAACGGACUUAUCUUUUUACGAUGUAUGAAUUUUCAUGGCAGUGCGAAUCGUUAUCAUUCUCUACGUUUAACAUCUAUCUCAUAACUAUAGCUAUUUCUUCUGUCUCUCUACUUUUCUCUCUCUUCAUCAUCUGUAUUACUUCUCUCUAUCUCUCUUAAUCUUUCUCACAUACUCUCUCUCUCUAUACAUAUAUUAUUAUUAUAUAUACAUGAUAAAUCGUAUGUGCUUUAUACUGUACUUCUAUUCUUAUCAUUACUAUAUUACUCUACUAUUGUAUUAUUCUACUAUACUAUGAGUGCUACUGUUGCCGCUCCGACCAAUGUUUGCUCUUACUGUAACCGUCAAUGCGUUUACGACUCGUAAAUAACUGUAUGUCCUUGUGCCUGUAUUUUUAUGUUAUGCCAUUUUUAAACAACGACUUUUAAUUCGAAAUUUCCAUUUAUCCUCUUUCCCUUUUCCUUCCCUAUAUCUACUUGAUGUUGCGAAUCUAUAUCAUUUUUUUUUUCUUUGUCACACCCUCCCGAUACGUUUAUUUCUUCCACUGAUCUAUCCCCGCCCUUCCUCUGAUAUCACCGAGUGUCGAAGCGAGAAUAAAAAGACUUCGCGAGCGAGCGGGACGAAAGUACAUAUACAUAUAAUUAAUCUUCGAUUUGUCAAGAAAACGAUUGAAACAAGAAAAAAAUAAACCUACCCUUUUUGUGUUUUUUUCUGUAUGUCUCCGGCCGCCUAAUCACCUUUCUCCCUAAAUCAGCUUCCAUUUUGCGCGACCCUCAGGAGCGACAUAAAAGAGCUUUGUGCGAUCUUAUUUAUUUUAAACAGAAUUUCGAAUUAUUUUUCAUUCUUGAAAGGGUAAAUGUAUAUAUCAUACAAUAUAUAUAGACACGGAUAGAUCCCUUAUGUCGCUCCUUACGCGCGGUCCUCGAACUUUUCUUUCAUAAUCUGCUUUAUUUUAUCUUGUUUUUUUUUUUUACUUCUGCCCCCUUUUUUUUAUAAAGAGGAGCCGCGUCGAUGUGGAUCAAACAGAGCAAAUUGCACACGCAACGAUCGUGAUCCACGCACACGCGCGGCCCUUACGGUCUAUACAGGAAGAAAGGGUGACCGAACUUGGUGUUUCGUAUCCUUCAAUGCGUCUGGAAACUCUGCAUUUCUUGUCAAAAAAAAAUACGAGAGAAGCGCAUAAUUGAUAAUUGAUUAAUCACAAGUGUUCGAUCUCUUGACAGUUUUGCGAUCUUACAUCGAAAUGGAGGUGUAAAAGAAAUUUUUAUAUCACUGUUCUGUAGAUUAUUUUACGAAGAUUGGACACGUCGAAAUCGCGCGCGUCACUUAUCGACUUCUUUUUCAAUGAUUAAAAAUUCUAGUAAGAAUACAAUUUUUAUUGAUUAUGCGGUUCUAUUCAAAAAGAUGCCUAAUGCCGUUGCAUUAGAACAGGCAAGAGAUCCUCGAUGCGUUCAAAGAUACGAGAAACGGAGUUCCGCCGUUCGGAAGUGAGGGAGGAGGAUUUUCUUGCGCACAAGCUCGCCCAAAACAAUCAUUAGGAAUUGUGCCUAGAUGUUUAAAACACUGUAUUCUAUGGGAUCAACGUCAUUACCUUUUUAGAAUCGUGAAAGAGUGCGCGAAGCGAAGGGAGGAGAGAGAAAGAGAGAGAGAGAGAGGGAGAGAAUGGGACAAGAAGUGAUGGCAAGAGGCGUCUAAUGUGGUAUUAGAGAGAGGAGAAGAGAGAAUAUGGAUCGAGUCGCGAUCCACAGUGUAAUUUAUAUAUGCGUUGGCAAUGGUCUCCGUCGCGAUGUCGAUUUAUCGAGUCGAGAUUGCGUGCACGAUCGGAAGCCGUGCGAUUAUUUUGCUCCGGUGGCACUGAAUUUUUGCCAACAGGUGUAUAUAAUAUAUACACAUACACACUUCCGAUAUAUACGUCAGAGAUCACUCUCGACGUCCAUCCAUAUCCUUCGGAACGAGCCCCGAUAUUCACGUCGGAGCGAAUCGGAGCUCCUUAUACUUAACAUGAAAAUCGAAGAGAUUAUUAUAUUUCUAAUUAACAAUAUCAACGAUUAUUAAUUAGAAUAAUGGCCUGAACGACGAGGAGUCGUCAUCGGACGAAUCGAAUGAACGUUAAAAUUUCUGCUCGACGAGCAAAGGGGGGAAGGGGGGGGGGGGUUGCUCUCAACGCGUUGUUGGAAAAUACUUGAUGUAAAUACUUGUAUUUUUAUUGAACAAGAUGCAUAUAUCUCGUUGGAAGAAGGGGGAGACUAUAUAUAUUUUGCGUAAAAGUAUGUCGGAGCACACUUGGGGAAGCCGCACACGAGCUAUCGAAUGGACGUCGCGUUUAUCUCUGACGAGCUUGACCACUACCGUACUAACGUUUUGUAUUGUCGACAAUGCUGCAUAACUAAGUCUAGUGGCACUCUAUAUAAUUUCGUAUUCCAUAUAUCAUGUUCUACUUGUACCUCUAGCGUUCCGUAUAUCUAUGUAGCUCUACAUCUGUCUGUAUACUAUAUAUAUACAUGCUAUAUAUAUACACACUCUUAUCUCAAUGUAUAUAUAUGUACUAUACCCUACAUAUCCUUUUCUACCUUCUAAUACUCACGAGCCAUUAAUGUAUUCUGUUUUUUUUUCCCUUCCCUCUACGUAGCUUAUUGCGAGGGAGGUAACCUCAUCGCUGUGAUACUUGCAAUCCGCGAAUCUCAACUCUGCAGCAAUAAUAUCUGUACUAAUACUAAUAUUAGAAUUUCAACUUUCUUAAAAUUGUUUGAUGAGCCUCCUAAUUUUUUUUCUCUCUAUUUAGUCGACAGAUACUUCUUUUCCUCAGGAUUUCAUGGUUCGAUUGCAAUUAAUUACAGGGGGACUUAAUUUUUAUUUAAUUUUUCAGAUUUCUGUUUCAGUUUCUCUUUUCUCCUCGAUGACUUUUCUUCCAGCCCGACCUGAUCGCCGAACUAUCGCUAUGCUACUGCCUGUCGUCGUCUUCCCCUUCGCCAUCUACUUCGAACGGCCUACUAUUACUACUACUACUAGCACUAUUACUACUGCUCUCUCUACUACUUACUAUAUAAUUCUACUAUUAUCACUGUUACUGGAAACUCUGAUCUUUUCGGCACGUGGAUACUCGCUGAGACAUUACUAUGUCGUUAUUGACUCGAUAACAAUGUCGCUACGCGUUGAGAAAUACGAUCAGAUUGCUUUAAUUAAAAAUAAUCGGUAACGUAACUUCUGUAGCAGUUCGAUAUUUUAUUAGAUCAAAUAUAUAUUUUUUUUUAUAGUCCUGGGAAAUAUCUGUGAAUCUCUAAAUAUCGGCGCAAGAUGGCAGGUAAUACAAAGCAACGUAGCAACGUCGAGUCAAGAACGACAUGUGACCGGUGUCGCUAUAAUUUCCGAUCUUCGAAAUCUUUCUCCUGCAUGAUGCUGUUCUCUGUGCAUCAUUGUGUGCUACACGAGACACACGUUCGCAGACACACCACGAUACCCUCACGAGCAGCAAGAUACACCUAAAAUGCAUCUCACGUGUACGUUUUCGAAGUCCGGCGUAACACCUUUGGUCACCAAUUAAAUCAUCCUGAUUCACGAUGUCCAUAAGUGAUAUGAAACUUGUCGAUUUUGUUGGGACGAAGUGGCGAUCGGUCUAAUUGUCGAAUUAAUCGUCUGCCAGAAAAUCGUCGUAUGUGUGGUAACGCGCGUGAAGCCGGCGCGAAGGCUUCGUGUAACUAGGUAGACAAAUGGAUAUUCAGAUUAUGCGCUUUAUCGGGGGGGGGGGGGGAGCUAACAUGUUUGCGCUGUGGAAGACAAACUCGGGAUGCUUCGAUCGCCGGGAAACUUACGACAAGGCCGGGCGUCUUCCAAGCAUCGUAGUUGGCAUUCGUAUUAAGAGUAACAUGCUGAUAAAAUGUAGACCGGUACAUACAAUUUAGAUAAAUUACUUUAUAAUUAACGAAGUAAAAUAGUUAUAGCGCGAUCGCGCGAAGUAAACGUGUAUGUCUAUAAAGUCCCCAAAUAUCUCUCAGCGUUCCCGAGAUUAAUAGAAAAGGAGAACAAUGAUGGACGCUGAUGAUUAGUCAAUCAAAAACUAACGUAGAUGUAGGUAAGCUAGUAUUUUUUUUUUUUUUUGUUCGAUAAGAAAAUCGGAGGUCACGUUCUUUCGAGGGAAGCGAUGCGUCUCGAGUUCAAUCUCGUCCGAUUGCAGCGCGCGCGUAUCGAUAAAUUUAUUUCUGAAUUAAAAAUAAAUAUAUUUAAGUCUAGGAAAGAAGAUUACAUCGUGACACACACACACAGAAUUUUUACUACCUUUUAUUUUGAUACUUUACAACGUAAAUAUGCAUAAAUAAAAUCGCAAAGAAAGUUAAACGUGUUAUGAAAACAAAGUAAUAAUGUAUGCACAUUUCUUUAUUUACUUUAUUUAUUUUGUUCAUAUCAGUGGAGCAUAACUUUUUAUGAAACUAAUAAUUGACGAUUUAUGAAUAUCAUAUAUAAACUCUGACUGUGAUAAAUUGGACCUGCAAAACGAAAAAAUAAUUGCAAAUUUUAUUCCUGAAAGAAUAUUGUAUGUUGAAUUUAGCGAUACGCUGCAAAUAAUUUUGCACGAUAAAGAUGAGAAAUUUAGCAAAAUAUUUUUUCUUUUCUCUAUAGAUUACGGAGAAUCUGUAGAAGUACUCUUAUAACGAAUCGUUUAUUAAAACGAUGAUAACAACUUACAAUUAGUAUUUUUUUCAUGUUUUAAAUCAAUACUAUUAAUUUGUUUUAAAAAUCCAUUUAUAAUUCUUUACAAACAGCUUUAUAGAUUAAUCUAGAAAUUGAAUUUACAUUUAGCGUAGCAUUAUUGAUAAUUGUGAAAAUUUGAUAUUAAUUAUUUUAUUAAAUUAAAUUGCGUUUACAAAUAAUUAAUGUGACUGUACAAUGGUAUAAUUGCAUUUAUUGAACUAGUUAAUAUUUGUGUCGCGUUUUUAAUAACUGUCUCCAUUCCUCUAACAUUUUCCAUAUUCUCUUUCUAUCAGAGAAUAUUACUAUCAGUAUUAAUUAGGAAUUUACUGCGAACACAUAAAUCAGUAUUUAAAAAAAAUACUUUAUCCUAUUUGCAGCAUGUAAUAACAAUUUUUCUCGAGAAUCAAACGCAACGAGAACGACAAAAAGUACUUCCAAUAGUAUUUUAUUAAAUAUCAUGUAAAAAAUAGUGAUGCGAGAUGUAACAUUUAAUUAUUGCCGUUAUCUGUUGUAUUGUCGAUAUCGUCUCUCUAAAAUCGAUCUAAUGUCUUUUUGUCUCUAUUCAAUUUUUUCAAGUCCUUGCGGCCAUUCUUUUCGUACGUCAAGCUUGUAGCGCUGGCAAAAAAACGAACAUAAAUUUUUCCUUCAAUGCAUAACGAUCCACCUUCUAUUUUUUUUGUUUAAGAGAGAAUGUACUGCGCGAAUGACGCAUUUUUGCGAAAAUUUGGAGAGAACAUUUGGCGUGAAGAUUAAGGAGAGUACAGGAUAGAGAGAGAGAGAGAGAGAGAGAGAGAGAGAGAGAGAGAGAGAGAGAGAGAAAGCUUUUUAAUGUCUGGUUACAAGUUCUUUUUAGAAACGAGUACGAAGUCAAUUGUUCAUAAUUAACGCGUGCGUGGGAAAAAAAUUACGUGCACACUUCGAUCAUAGUCAAUCGAAAUCAUCGAUACAUGAUUAUAUGUCAGGACGAGAUAACGCGAGCUAAUUUAGACUCACGUAUUGCGAAAACCUGAGUAUUCACACACGUAUAUACACGUGCAAAAGAAGAAACCGAUGCGUACAGGCCAUACUCGUACAUAGUACAUAUUUAUGCGAAGAAGAGAGAAAAAAAAUUAAAGUAAUAGCGAACUAUAUAUAGAGAGAGCACUAAGUAAUAAAUUUUAUCGUGUCGCCAGGUAAGUCGACAAGUAGUUUUCGUGAGGCGUAGCGUGAGGGAGAGGCUCAGUGAUAUAUAAAAAAAAAAGAGCGAAAAAACUUAUAGAUGUUUCGACGGGUCACGUCGUCGCAUACGCCAUCCGGAGGGUCGCAAGACUACUCUCGAAACCAAGCGGAUCAAACAAUCAAAUCGUCACGUUUUUACAAAAUCCAAACAUUUUCGUGGAUAUUUAAAGUAUACCGCCCACACACGAAAUUAAAAGACCGUGAUCGAGAUCGUGGCGAACGUGGCGCAUCCGAUUCUGAAGGCAUUAGCGAGGGAUGAAACCUGCGCGCGCACAGUAGAAAACAUUUUGUAUUUACGUUAAAAACGGUCUUUGUUAAAAUUUUGUGUUGAAUUUUUUACGUACCAAAGUGUUGAUUUAACAUAAUGUGAUUAUAUUAUUCAAAUAUGUUAUGUUAAAGUAAUAUUUCUUUGUGUCAAAAUGCAAUUUAUGGAUAAAUGAACAAACAAGAAAAAUAAUGUAGUUUUGAAACGUUGAUUUUAAGAUAAAUGAAUAAAAUAUACAUGUCAA